Helianthus annuus (common sunflower) is the source of this 1033-nucleotide messenger RNA. Its product is annotated as protein MIZU-KUSSEI 1. The record is from RefSeq and is a predicted model, not a curated record. NCBI's taxonomy places the organism in Eukaryota, Viridiplantae, Streptophyta, Magnoliopsida, Asterales, Asteraceae. The coding region runs from base 63 to 833 and encodes 256 amino acids. Gene Ontology annotation, biological process: hydrotropism. The transcript has a single exon.
UUUUUAACACCGAAACUCACACACGCUCUAAUUCUACUAUUCAGAUCAUUUAUCAAUCAAACAUGAACCGUCAACACCAUAUUCUUCCUCUCCGCCGAACCAGCAGUUGCGACACCACCACCGCAAUAAUCCCAUCAAACUACAUCUCUUCAACCUACUCCGCGGACGAUAACUCUCUCGUCAAAACCGGCUGUGCCCCUCGUUUAUUCCGAUCCCGUUCCAGCAUCUCAAUAAUUUUCCGUUCAAUUAUCAACAUAUUAUCAAUCCCUACAAUCCUACCCACCCAACUGUCCCUAACCCCGUCACCGGGUCGAAAAGUCACCGGCACGUUAUUCGGAAACCGGAGAGGACACGUCAGCUUUGCGGUUCAGUAUGACCCGAGAUCCGAACCCGUGUUAGUUGUGGAGCUGGCGGUUACAACAGCCGCACUUGUAAAAGAAAUGUCGUCGGGGUUAGUUAGGAUUGCGUUGGAAUGCGAGAAACAAAAGCCUCACGCGCGGUGUGUGGCGCGUGGGGGAGGUGGUAAAACAAAGUUGUUUCUCGAGCCGAUGUGGAGUAUGUAUUGUAAUGGGAAGAAGUAUGGGUACGCGCAGUCGCGGGCUUGUUCCGCGUCUGACUGGCACGUGCUGAGCACGGUGCAGACGGUUUCGGUCGGUGCUGGUGUUAUACCGGUCGUGAAGGACGGUCGGAAGGGAAACGAUGAGGGGGAGUUGUUGUAUAUGAGAGCGAGGUUUGAGCGAGUUGUGGGGAGUCGUGACUCGGAAGCGUUUUAUAUGAUGAACCCGGAUGGGAGUGGAGGGCCUGAACUCAGUAUAUUUUUACUUAGAAUAUAGUCAUGCUAGACUAAGUUGAGUUUACUUAUAAAUAUUAUAUUUAUAUCGUAGGGCCUCGGAGUCCGUUUGAUACCCAUCUUACGAUUUCAGUUUUUUCGAAGACUAUGAUCUAUGUAUUUAAACGUGACCCUAAAAUUCAUAUACUUUACUUUUGUGAUAUGUAAAAUAAAAUUAAAAAAAAAACUAUAAUAUGAAUGUAA